Naegleria fowleri is the source of this 1875-nucleotide messenger RNA. RefSeq lists its product as uncharacterized. The record is from RefSeq and is a predicted model, not a curated record. The transcript has a single exon. Gene Ontology annotation, biological process: tRNA methylation; tRNA wobble uridine modification. Gene Ontology annotation, cellular component: cytoplasm. Gene Ontology annotation, molecular function: GTP binding; GTPase activity; protein binding. The coding region runs from base 1 to 1875 and encodes 624 amino acids. Lineage: Eukaryota; Heterolobosea; Eutetramitea; Acrasida; Naegleriidae.
AUGCAAAAACUUCCAUCGCGGAAUGGUCUUCUCUUCAAACUUUUCUCCACUCAUUCAUCAUGCACGAUGAUGAUGACCAAGGGUAGUCAUUCUCUCCCGAAGAAUUUAUUCCAAGCAAAAAGCAUGAAAACAUUUGGUUUUACUUUUUUAUUGGAUCCAUUUCAUCAUCAUCAAGCCUAUCAUUGCCUUCUCGGAAAAGUAUCUGCAAAAUUUAGGACAAGUUUUAGUAUCGGAAAUAUUCGGCAAGGAAAAACAAGACAAUCAGAAAAAGAAGAACAUGUAAUAACAAAGAAUCAUCAUGACGAAAAUGCAACAAUCAUUAACGAUUUGUUUUCGGAAACUAUUUAUGCAAUGACAAGCGGAUUUUCUUCAAGUUGUGCAGUUUCUGUAAUUCGUGUGAGUGGCUCGAGAGCAAUAGAUGUCGUUAAACGAAUGACAAGACUUGAUCCAAAACAAUUGGAGACAAGAAAAGCCUAUUAUUGUUCGCUGUACAAUCCCACAACUAAUUUCACAGGUACUACAAAUGUCGUACCUAUUGAUAAGAUUUUAUUACUGUAUUUUAAAGGACCCAAUAGUUUUACAGGAGAGGAUGUCAUUGAAAUUCAUUGUCACGGAAGUAAGGCUGUAAUUUCACACAUUAUGAAGGCUUUGGGUACGGAAGGAAUUGGAUUUAGACCAGCAGAUCCUGGCGAAUUUACCAAACGAGCAUUUUUGAACAGGAAGAUGGAUUUAACAGAAGUGGAAGGUCUAAGUGACUUGAUACAUGCUCAAACAGAGCAACAACGAGUACAAGCGCUUAAACAACUAAAUGGAGAGCUUAGUCAUAUUGUAACAAACUGGAAAAGAGAAAUGUUGAACUGCGUGGCACAUGUCACUGCAUUUAUUGAUUUUGGAGAUGACAAUGGACUUGAGGAAUCUGUAGUAUAUAGAGAGCGUAUUUUACCUGCUGUCAGAAAAUUGGGGUCUGAGCUAAAAUAUUAUUUAGAUAUUUCUAAAAACAGGCUAGGAGAACGGCUAAGAGAGGGACGAGGAAUACGGUGUGCCUUACUUGGUGCUCCCAAUGCAGGCAAGUCAUCACUACUGAAUGUGUUGGCAGAAAAAGAUAUUGCCAUAGUGAGCGAUCAUGCUGGAACUACUCGAGACGUUGUUGAAGUUCAGCUUGAUUUGAAGGGUUGGCCUGUCACUAUUGCAGAUACAGCAGGUCUAAGAGAGCAUACAGCUAUUUCAUUAGAUUCAGAAGUAGGAAAACAUCAUUUAAUUGAAAUUGAAGGUAUGAAAAGAGCCAUAAAGAAGGCAAAGGAGGCAGAUAUCGUCAUUAUUGUACUUGACUCUGAAAAUCAAGCAGUCACAGUGCAAGAAAUGUUUGAAUUUUGCAUGCGAAAACUUUCAGAACAUAAUCAUUCACCUGAUUCAUCAUCGAACCAGGCACAGAAAAUAUUUUUGGUUCAUAACAAGAUUGACUCGAGAAACAGUUCAACACAAAACAUCGAUGGAGCAACAACACUUCAAGAGCAGAUCCCGAAUAUUCCUUCAUUUGCAAUUUCUUGCAAAACAAAGGAAGGAGUGGAUCGAUUCAUUGAUCAUCUUUGUAAAACAGUGGAAAACAUUUUCACAGGAAAAGACGACCAAUUCUUUUCAAAAGAUAUUGGCCACCAACAAGCAGAACAUGCUCUCUUAAUAACCAGAGAAAGACACAGAGCUUCUUUUUCAAAAACUUUGGCAUGUCUUGAGAGAGCUCUCCAAGAAAACGAUCAAAUAGAAAUUGCAGCUGAACACAUUCGUCAGGCACACAAAGCUCUUUGUGAGGUUACAGGCGAUGUUGAUUUUGAGGAAAUUUUAGAUGUGGUUUUUAAGGAAUUUUGUAUUGGAAAAUAA